GAAGGGAAUAAUAGGUUUCAAAAUCAUAACCGAACGCUUCUACCUCUAGACUUGUAGGGUUUUUUGACUCUUACAUCAAUUUGUUAUUUUGUAUCAUAGCAUAGCAUGCACUGUUUUUGGCGUUGUAGGGUUAGAGAAUAGUUAAACGCUGAUGGAUUACUAUUAUGUCUCUCAACACUCGCAAUUGGAAUCCGAGGCUGAUGCCUACAAUGUUGAUGUCAAUGAUGAGCACGUAAAACCCUCCUUCAAUCGUCGUGAUUCCUUUUCAGGGAAACUCUUCGUUGGAGGAAUUUCUUGGGAGACUUCUCAAGAGUCAUUUUUUAAUUACUUCAGCAAAUAUGGAGAAGUAACUGAUUCAGUGAUAAUGACAAAUAAACUUUCUGGAAGGCCACGGGGGUUUGGCUUUGUAACAUUUGCCAAUUCAGCUGUUGCAGAUGAAGUUUUGGCACAGGAACAUACCAUUGAUCACAGAGUGGUUGAAGUGAAGAGGACAGUCCCAAGGGAGGACGUGGAUGUUACUGGAGUAUUCAAAACAAAGAAGAUAUUUGUUGGGGGAAUAGCCCAGUUUUUCACUGAUGAUGAGUUGAGGGAAUACUUUUCACCUUAUGGCAAUGUUAUUGAGUGCCAAAUCAUGCUAGAUCACAACACUGGGCGAUCUAGAGGCUUUGGAUUUGUCACUUUUGAUGAUGAAGAUUCAGUUGAAAAGGUUUUUUCAGUGGGAAAAAUACAUGAAAUUGGAGGCAAGCAGGUUGAGAUUAAAAGGGCUGAGCCCAAAAGAUCUGGAGUUGAUUACUGCAACACCUCACGAAAGUCAUACGGUGGUUUUGGCAAUGAAAUGGAUGGACAUGGUGGGAAUAGUUCUAGAAAUCGUAAUCAUGGAAAAAGAGGUGGACAGUAUACAGGUUCUGGAAUGAACGGAGCAUAUGGUCAUUUUGAUGGGAGUUUUGGGGGAAGUGCUGCCACUGUUUAUGGUGGCUAUUGUGGAUAUGGCUAUGAAUUUGGAUAUGGUGGGCCAAUGUAUUGCUUUGGUGGUUAUGGACUCAAUUCCUAUGGUAAUCCUGGGGGUUAUGGUAGCGGCAUUACUUCCUAUGGAGAUGUUAAUGCAUAUGGAAGAGCUGGUAGUUUCAAUGGCAGUGGUGGCUAUGACAGCAGCAAAGUGGCUGAGAAGGGUGAUGGUCCUACAACCGGAAGGUACCAUCCUUACUGGAAGUGAUUUGCUAUUGGAAGUCAGCAGUCUUCAGUUCCACCCCUCAGGUUUACUCCAGAUAUCGUUCGUUCGGAUCAAAAGUUGGAAAACGAAAAGUAUAUAUAUAUAUAUAUAUAUAUAUUGUAUCUAAUGGGUUUUGCAAAACUUUCUUGGAAUUUCUUUGAUAAGGACUAGGCUGAUUUCUAGAAGCGUCAUAUAUUGGAAGAUCCCUAGACACUGGUAAAUUAGCUACCAAAAGUCCAAAAUCACACAAAUACACCUAAAUUUCUCGCUGCAACUAUGUUAAUUGUUAAGUGUCAGGUUUAUUUAAAAUCCUUUCGGUGGACAUAUGGGUAUACUAGAGCCAAGACGAGCUGAACAUCACUUGUUCUAACUACUAGGUUUAAAGGGAAUUUGUUUGAUAUGAUCUAAUUUAGGAAUAAACUUAUAUAUUCUGUAUAUAUUUAAAUACUUUUUCGAAUUGUGUUUCUAUACUAUUCUGGUUGAAAUAUUUGCA
Molecule: messenger RNA, 1703 nt
Organism: Glycine soja
Lineage: Eukaryota; Viridiplantae; Streptophyta; Magnoliopsida; Fabales; Fabaceae
Product: heterogeneous nuclear ribonucleoprotein 1-like
Exons: 7
Coding region: 152-1213 (353 amino acids)
Biological process (GO): regulation of gene expression
Cellular component (GO): nucleoplasm
Molecular function (GO): RNA binding
Source: RefSeq, a predicted model, not a curated record